GUGUGGAACAUAGCGGCGUCACCGACGGCACGGGGAUUCGCGGGCCGAAUCUGGCAUCUCUGUUCUCGACAGCAACUCUUGGGAGUAGAAGUAGAAGUCUCCAAUGAUCAUCAGGCAUCCAACAUAGCUAUGGUUUAAUGUUUCAGUAGUAAGGUGGUGGAACACCUUUCGCGAAUAAAUUGACGAGACAAAACCGUGCUAAUUCCGAUACGAACGAGAUUAGUGUAUCUUCGAUUUGACGUUGUCACAGAGAAUUGACGCGCUAAGAUAAAUCGAAUUUCUCGAGAUACGUAUAUAUGUUUGGUAUCGGAGGUUAUAAUUAUUUUUGUAGGCAGCGAGCAUUAUGAAGACUUUCUCUAAUAAAGCGAGACUGAACGAUGUGCGUACGUUUGAUUGUCAACAUAUGCAGUUGCUCUCGGUGAAGAAGAUCGUUGGUAUAAACGUUAUCCACGAACAUGUACCCUGUUGCAGCAUUGCUUCACGAAUUCAAUUGAUAUGCUUGACAGAUUGUUAUUGUCAAGAUACGAAAAACACGUGGGCAUUUUAACGGACGUGUGUAUAUAGUAGACGAUAAUGAAAUAAGUAUAUACGGAAUGUCCCUCGUAUUUUUGACGCCUGAGUUCUUUGAUUCUUGAAUUAACGUUUUUCCUUGACACAUUGCUCCUGACACUCGACGCUAAUAAAGAGCAAAUGUUGAUUACGCGUAUUUAAACAUCGUUAAACAGGGUAAAGAUUCGCAGGCAAGAGAUAAGAGUUAUGAGAUUAUUGAAACUGACCGGAAUGAUCCAUAGGAAACAUUUUCUGUCCACGAGUAAAGAACAAUGUGUACCUUGAACAAAGCUAUACUCAAAUUCCUCUAUUGGAGUUACUAUAAUGUAUUAGUUUAUAAGUUAAACAGAAGUUUUUGAAACAGUUGCUUGGUAUAGUAGCUAGUAACAUGUUUCAUUAUAUAUAUAUGUGAUUAUAUUAGAGGAAAAUUCUUGUAAAAAUGUCAGAUGCUACUUGCUCGAGAAAUAAGAAAGUGGAUAAUAUAAAUAAUAAAGAAGAGAUGAUCUAUGAAAAAUGGGAACGUUUCCAUAAUUGGGUACAUUGUAUGUGCAUUGUUACUUUUGAUCUUGAACUAGGUCAAGCUAUAGAGGCUAUAUAUCCAGGUCAUAUCAUGUUAUCUGAACAAGAGAGAUCUAACGUCUGUUAUCUCGCUUUUCCUGAUUCCAACUCUGGCUGUAUGGGAGAUACUCAAUACCAUGUCAGAAUAAGACAGAAUGGAGAUUCUGUUCAAGAGACUAAGGCUUUAAAAGAAUACGAUAGAAGAUCACCACCAUUUUUACAAUGCGAUAAAGAUUAUUACUGGGGUUAUGUAUACUUCCGUCAAGUAAAAGACAAGUCCCUUCCAAGAGGAUAUUUUCAAAAGAGUAUUGUUAUAAUUACAAAACUGCCAUUUGUGAAUCUCUUUGGUGAAUUGUGUGCUCUAAUUGCACCUGAGUUUUUUGAAAUGGGUAAUGCAGUCAUGGAAGCUAUAGUAAGAGAAAUUGAUCAGUGGCCACCUCCAGCACCUGGCCAGAUAAUUCAUUUACCACUUAUAGGCGUUUUAUUUCAGACGUAUAUUCCGAAUCAAAACUAUAAGUCAACUGCACCUACCAUUGCUGCCAUGGAUCAUGCGCCAAAUUUUCACGCAACCCGAAGACUAAUCUUAACAUCUGCCUAUGAGGGAGACAUGUUUAGAAGUUUAGCUAGCGUCGUAAGUUACGUACACUUACUAUGGGAACUAGUAUUACUUAGCGAACCAAUCGUUGUUAUGGCCGGUUCACCUACUGGUUGUUCCGAAAUGGUCCAAGCACUAAUCGCGAUGAUAGCACCAUUGAAAUAUUGCGCCGAUCAUCGACCUUACUUUACAAUUCAUGAUUCUGAGUUCAAAGAAUAUACUACGGAUGCCCCGUCGCCUCCCGCUGUAAUAUUAGGCGUAACGAACCCCUUCUUCGCUAAGACUCUGCAACAUUGGCCUCAUAUUAUCCGAAUAAGUAACGGAAUUAAUAAUGAAAAUCAAAAGUACAAAAUAAAGAAGUCGGAGAAUCUCAAAGUGUUGGACUCGAAACCGGGAGUUUAUACACAAUAUAAACCUUUUCUCCAGAAGGAUAAAACUAUAUUAAAGAAAUUAUUUAGAGGUAUCCAGACAAAGAGACCCGGCGAAGUGCAAACGGCUCUUCUAAAGCGUCAUUUGAUAGAAUUAACAGAAAGUUUUAUGAUACCUCUUGAGAGAUAUAUUGCAAGUCUUAUGCCGCUACAAAAGGACAUAUCACCUUUCAAAGCUACACCCAUACCUGAAUUGUUUAAUCCAGACGAUUUUUUAGCUACAUUGAGUAGCGCAGGACCACAGUUGACUACAGGAAUAAAAGGAGAUUGGGUAGGAUUGUAUAGACGCUUUUUUCGCUCGCCUAAUUUUUCUGGAUGGUUUCAUACUAGGUAUACCGAACUAUCGCAAAAAUUACAAGUCAUACAACUGGAGGCACUGUCAAAAGCGGAUUUAAAAACAUGGGUGCAAGGGAAACAGGAAGUAGAACUAGUUGACAUGAUUCUCAGAAUUCGACAAAAAUUAGAAAAGACGUAUAUCGAUGAAGUACCUAUUGGUAACUCUGUAAGAGAAAAGCUUCAGGAAAGAAUAAACGACAUCACGCAUACGUUACCAGACGAUUUGAAAGACAUUUUAAAUCAUGAAUCUUGACAUUACGAUCACGCUAUUAACUUUAAGAGUCGGUGAACGACAUUUACAUUUAGAUACAAACGAAGUUAUAAGUAUGUCAAUGGACGAACUAGAUUAAAACUAUGUCCAAGCAUUGCUCUCUUUGUUGGUAAAUGUAAACAAAUGAUAUGAACAGAAGAAAUAGCGGGGCGAAAUAUCUAAAAUACGUAGAAAACGUGAAAACGUAGGGAAAUAUUGUAUCGAUGUAUUUCAUGGGAAGUUUAGUUUUAUUUGUAGUUUAAUUUUUUUAUUUCCUGCUUAAAUACUCCGAGAUGGAUAUUUCAGGACUACGCAUUUUUUUUUAUAUGUAACAGGAGGAGUGAUACGGAAGUCAAUACUGGUGCGUGAAAUAUUUUAUAGGUGCAACUAAAGACUUAUGUGCUCGUAUUUGUAUUUCUACGCCGACGAAAUAAUAAUACGUGUAUUUAUUAUCUUAAUAUUUUUCUCCGACAGAAUUCGCCGUUUUCUAGUACUAUAAAAUUCAUAUCUACGUUAUAUAACCGAGUUUCUUCCUAAAAUCAUUUAUCUCGAUUUACUAAUAAUUUUGGAUUCGUUUUGUUUCUAAGAUCCAUCAAUGAGAUAGUAUUUUUUAUUCCAAGAAUAAUAAUAAAUCCUAAUUACAUGUGAGUGUGACAGAGAGAAGAGCACUAAUCACUGUAUGUAUAUAUGUGUUUAACUUGAGAUCUGUAUAUAUUGAUAUGAAUGAUAAAUGUAAUAAAGAUUUAUUUUAAUAA
Molecule: messenger RNA, 3471 nt
Organism: Hylaeus volcanicus
Lineage: Eukaryota; Metazoa; Arthropoda; Insecta; Hymenoptera; Colletidae
Product: protein DENND6A
Exons: 9
Coding region: 989-2719 (576 amino acids)
Cellular component (GO): recycling endosome
Molecular function (GO): guanyl-nucleotide exchange factor activity
Source: RefSeq, a predicted model, not a curated record